UCAGCUUCCAGCAUUCACACUAGCAUUAUCAGGUAAUGAUAUGUAUUUAGUAAUAAUUAUGUUGAAAAGUUACGGUUUUAGUUUUAAGUUUUAAAAGAUUUGUUUUAGUGUUUUUAAUUAAUCUUCAUCCUGUUCGGCCCAUGACCUAACAUGUGUUUUGGAUUUUGGCCCCCUGUGUUGACACCCCUGGUCUAGAAGUUCAGUCAAGGAUUUUCUUGAAAAGUUUCACCGUUCAUCCCAGUGGCGUCAUCCGUCUGGUAUCUAUACGUCUGUGUUUGUGUUAUUUUUCUGGCAAAUGAACAACAGCUGAGCAAUGUUGACAGUAUGUAGAUUAAUUUCUGAUUUUUUUUCUCUGAUUUUUUCUGGUUAUUUCAGCGAGCCAGAAUCUGAAUCGUUCUGCAGUGACAUGGCGGACGGGAAGGAAAAGGUCUUUAAACUGGAUAAGAACUUGAACCUGAUAGUUUCCUACAACAGGACGUCCUUGAAGACAGUGGCUAAUCUGGUGAUGGUCAUCAACAAAAUGAAAAUGCCUCCAGAGGCUGACGGGUGUUUGAGCGCCAUCUUGGAACACGUGGUGAAAGAAACUGUUGUCUGCAACGACCAAAACACCUCCUCUGAAGAGCGGAGGGUCUCCUUCACCAGAACGGACAGCAUGAUGGAGUUCAAGCUGGCUGACAAGAGUCAGAAACACAUCGUCCAUUUUCCGGAGGAGAUGAAACUGAGGGCCAUCACGCUGAAGGGGGGAUACUGCCAUCUCAAAGCAAACUUCACCAUGUCGAGGUACAACCCCACCUCCUGCAACGGCAACAACGGGAAGACGGUUCUGCUGUCGAUCACCAAAAACCUGCACCUGUCCUGCACCAAGACGGACAGCGAGGUGGUCCUCAACCUGGAGGAGUGCUGCGAGGAAAAACUGAAGGAGAUCAAGACGGACGAGGACAUGGACCGAUUCCUUUUCUUCAAAAAGAUCGAAGGAACGAGCCAGUGGUGCUUCGAGUCGGUGAAGUACCGCGGCUGGUUCAUCAAGACGUCGACCGAGGACACCAACCCCCUGGUGGAGAUGUGCCAGAGGGACGGAGACGGCUGCAACAAGUACUUUCAGGGAUGCCAACAAAGACGGCUCUAGAAUCUCAUAAACCGAGCGGGUCGCACCAAAACGUUUUGGUCUUUUCACGUCUGGAAGUUUUGAGCAGUCGACGUGUGAUUGGCUGAUAAUCACUAAAAUAUGCUACUACUUUUUUAACUGUUUAGAGGUAACAUCUCUGUUCCUUGUUGGAAAAAUGUGUACCAGGAUAUUCCUUCAAAAAUAUUGUUUUUUAUAUUUACAUAAAUCAAAAUAUACACAAGGUUUUCAGAAAACAUUAUGUUUACAUUAUCGUUCACUGAAAUGUAUCUUUGAAAGUAUGCAUGUAAAUAAUAUCAAUAAACUAGAUGUUUGUCUGUAUUUACCACCAGCGGUUGGGAGAAACAAAAAUAAUGCAUUACUAGUAUUGUGAUCAGUUUGUUUCAAUCUUUUACUUUUUACAUUUUCAGUAACUUGUGUUACAACAGAUUUAAUCAUCCAAAAUUUCACCAUUUAAAGCAGCGAGACUAUAAAUGCCUUAAAAACAUUAUUAUCUGCUUGUGUUUGCUUUUUAUGUCCGUAGGAUUCCCCGUUGUCACUUUUUUUUCUGUCCUGAUGUUUUAGUAAUUUGAGUAACUUUAACAUUUUUCUGAUUAAUUUCCCUUUAGGGGCUCCAUAUCAAGGCAAUAAGCAGCAAUAAUUUAUACUUGUAUUUCUUGUGUUUUUUUUUUUUCUGUUUUGGGAAGUUAAAAGAUUAAAUGUGUUAUUGUUUCUUAGGUUAUUUCUUUGAUAAUUAGCCUGUAUUUGCAGCAUGAACACAAGUUAAAGUUUCUUAUUUGAGUUAUGUCAAAGUAAAAUCAAAUGUAUUUAUUUUAUUAUAUUGUUUAUUUAAUAGGGACAGAUAGAAAAGAACAGAGAUAAUUGCAUUAAAACAAUCUGAUGUUUAUAUCACAGUGUUUGUAGCUGUGGCUAAUUAGCAACAUCCGUUCCUAGUGGAGCUUUACUGAAAUUAGUUAAACAGUGAAAAGAAAAUACAAAGAGUUUCUGCCUAAAAACUGUAGAAAUUCAUCAAUACCCAUUAAAAACAAGUAGAAAAUGUACUUAACUAUACUCGUUUUUUUAAAAUAACAAUCUAAGCUUUCUUCAUAACCUGCUUGACCUUCAGAAUUGUAAAUUUUUCUGUGAGAUUUUGUCAAAAGUCAAUUUUUAAUGUGUUAAUAGUGCAAGUACAUUGAAACAGCUUUUCAAAAAAUAUCUCAUUUACAUUUUUGUAAUCGGUCUUUACAAAAAAAGGCAACCAGUAAAUAGCCAGCUGUAACCUAGAAGCUAGUUAGCACACAUCAAAACGCUCAAAUGUCCUCACAAAGACCAGUGUCCCUGUACGUAUGUGUCGACACCGCAUGUGGUUCUCACAAGGUGAUAAAUACAAACACAUACACACACACACAGCAACAAAUCUGACUGUCAUUAAUCUGUAAAUGUCAGCUGGUCUUUACAUUUUACCAAAGAAGACUUAAAGAAUCUCAGCCAAUCAGCAGCAGCUGGUUGGAAGUCAGCUCCCCCUCAUUGGACCCCCCCUCACAGGUUUGCAUGGUGACACAUCAGGCUGGUUUCCAUCCGUCUCUGAUGCUGUUCGGCGUUGACGUGCAAAGCAGAUUAUUUGACGGGAGGGGGGGCAGAGAGUCCUUUCUGCUCUGAUUUAUUGCUCUGCUGCUUUCAGUUCAGAUUAAUUCUGUUUUUUUAUUUUAUUUCUGCGAUUCUGCUCCAACAUUUCAUUGCUUUUAAUAAAGUUUUGCUGAAAAAAAAACAUGUUUCUGCCUAAAUGAAUCUAAAAUGGUUGCCUUCUCAGAGGGUUCAUGACCAUAUGAAAUCAUUGUUGCACGGUGAGCGUGCACGGUGAGCGUGCACGAGCAUUUUCCGGGUCUAAUGAGCAGAGUGAAGCUGCAGCCAAUCGUUGAACUGGCCGCUCACGUGUGCAGACCAGCAGUGAACCUUCAGUGCAGGACUGCAGCAUGUGCGUAUGUGCACGUGCUGCAGCCGUGCACGCUCACGGCAGCACAUGGCAACAGCAGCUAAAUAUAGAGCCAGCAGCCCGGCUUCACAGCGGGAUCCAGCUUUCCCGUGCAAACGGCGCUGCUGCCCUUCUUCCUGCAGACACGGCCGCUCGUGACGCUCCUUUCACCUCCUGCUGCAGCUCAGAGGAGGUCCUGACCUCCUCGGAUGGAUGGGGGCUUUUCCAAAUGCAGAGUCCUCCUCCUGUGUGUUGGUAGCAGAACAUGGGAUGGAGGCUCUGAGGGGUCCUGGUGCUGCUAACAGGAUGCAUUAGCACCACUGUUGACAUGUGCAUGCUUUUGGACACACCAGGGAGUGGUGGUGGGGUGGUGGGGGGGGGGGGUGUCAUUAGGGACCAGAAGAUUUAACCAAAACUGGAGAACUUC
This is a messenger RNA of Oryzias melastigma (Indian medaka), 3501 nucleotides long. RefSeq names its product interleukin 1, beta (gene il1b). The record is from RefSeq and is a predicted model, not a curated record. NCBI's taxonomy places the organism in Eukaryota, Metazoa, Chordata, Actinopteri, Beloniformes, Adrianichthyidae. Gene Ontology annotation, biological process: inflammatory response; regulation of non-canonical NF-kappaB signal transduction; immune response. Gene Ontology annotation, molecular function: cytokine activity. The transcript has 5 exons. Bases 314 to 1126 code for a protein of 270 amino acids.